Molecule: messenger RNA, 969 nt
Organism: Clonostachys solani
Lineage: Eukaryota; Fungi; Ascomycota; Sordariomycetes; Hypocreales; Bionectriaceae
Source: the annotation of a GenBank genome assembly
AUGUCUAUUCAGCAGUAUCAGGCGACUAAGAAAGGCGGACCCUUUGCCCUCGUCUCAGCCCCAAUGCCGAAGCCCGGCGCCUACGAAAUCACUAUCCGUCCCAGAGCUGUGUCCCUCAACGCGAUUGAUUGGAAGAAUCUUCAAUUUGGCGCGCUUGUAGCGGGUUGGCCCUGUGUUCUUGGCAUCGAGGGUUCGGGCACGGUUGAGUCGGUUGGAGAAGGCGUAACAUCUUUCAAACCCGGUGACGAAGUCAUGAGCUGGAUCCAGAGGACUCAGUUCAACGGUGCAUUCCAAGAAGUGUACAGUGCCCAUGAAAGUGUGGUCGCUAAAAAGCCAGCAAAUCUCAGCUUUGAAGAAGCAAGCUCAAUCCCCAUUACCUACCUCACUGCGGCAGCUACUAUUGCCGUUGGAUUGAAAGUCCACAUCCCUGGCCUCUCCAACAAGAAUACCAAUGAGGCACCACCUCGUUCCAUUCUUGUUCUGGGUGGCAGCUCUGGUGUAGGUUCGAGCGCUAUACAGCUCCUGCGCAUCGCGCUACCGUCGGCUACUAUAAUAACAACCAGUUCGCCCACCCAUCACGCACGGCUCAAAUCCCUUGGGUCUCACAUUACUCUCGAGCGAUCCGCUCAACGGGACGCCGCUGUUUUGAAGGCAGCAACACCUGACGGAGCGGGUGUAGACGCUAUCAUUGACGCGGUUGGUGCCGGGAGCGCUGAGCCUGCUGUCUAUGGUGCUUUGCGGGAAGAUGGCCCGAAAUUGUACUCCCUCGUAAUUACACGUCCCGGGGUAGAGCUGCCGGAGGGCAUCAAUUCAACUUUGGUGGGCGGCCAAUCUAUCCUUGACGAGAAUCCAAACGCGAUGAAAUAUCUCAGCAAAUUACUAGAUGAAAAUAAGUAUCAGUUGCCCCUAAAGGUCGAGGUUUUUGGUAAGGGCUUCCAGCCAUUGAAACAGGCCUGGGGAAAAUCAUGA